This is a messenger RNA of Haemonchus placei, 1008 nucleotides long. The record is from the annotation of a GenBank genome assembly. Lineage: Eukaryota; Metazoa; Nematoda; Chromadorea; Rhabditida; Trichostrongylidae.
AUGUUACCAUAUCCCAUAAAGGAUCCUGAUAGGAAAUGUCUGAAAUCCGGUCAACUGGAAAUAGUGGGUGGAACAGAGACCGUACUUGAUUUGAUAAUCACUAAUAUUACUGUGGAAUAUAUCACUGUCGAGUUUGAAAUUGUCGGAAAUACUGAACGACCUAUCCAAAGGAUAUCUAAGCGUAUAGCUGUUGAUGGUGGACUCCCAGCUGAGCGAGUGGCAGUUGCUAAAGGAAUAUUAAUAGACUUUGUUACUAAGUGUACAAGGCCCUUCUAUGGGAUUAUGUGUGCUCGUCAGUGCUUUGAGGAAGACGGUGCGAAAUAUGUUUGUGAUCCCCAUGGGGAAAAGGUUUGCCUUGUUGGAUGGACGGGAAAGGAUUGCAAUACCGGUAAGUGCCGUCUUUCUCUAGCUUUUGAUGUGAUAUGCCUGUGCCUAGUUGGAUGGACGGGAAAGGAUUGCAAUACCGCCAUGACAGGUGUAUCUACUGAGAAAUUGAGCUCACAUGCACCAAUACUAACCUCUACAAGUACCUCACAUAAAGUAGACCUCAGCUCACAUGCACCAAUAUUGACCACUACAAGUAGUGGUAGGUUACUGACGAAGGAUAUCGAGACAACUACCAGGCCGAAAGUGUUGUUGGUCGAUCCUGAUGUCCAGAAGCCCUCUACACCAUCGCCAGUUGCAACGAAGCAGUUGCCCGAGAAACCAGUAUCCGCAGGUCCAUUAUCAACUGGCAGCACCCCCGUUGCUCAUAUGACCGCAGUUCCAACUUCUACUUCACGUGUCACGGCCCUUCCUGCGAAUUCUCUUAUAGAUCAUGUUCUCGUGCUGUUCUUCGUUGCCAUGUUAAUUGGCGUGAUCAAAUAUGCGACUUGGAAAAUGACUCGAUCUGUAUUAUUGGAAAAUUGGAUCAAUCAAAAGCGAGCCAAGGUUUUUACCACUGAAAGUUCCUCACAUUCACUGAGAAAGGAUGUCACAGAGAAGGUUCGUGCUGGCUAUCAUUCCUAG